Molecule: messenger RNA, 555 nt
Organism: Durusdinium trenchii
Lineage: Eukaryota; Dinophyceae; Suessiales; Symbiodiniaceae
Source: the annotation of a GenBank genome assembly
AUGCUUGCUGCUUUGGUUUACAGCAUGCCGAACCUGAAUUGGAUGGAUCCGAAGGACCACACAGAAUUGUUCUCCGGCUGUGGCUCGGUCACCCGCGGCGAACUUCAGGAAGGCAGAUCUGUCUUUGCGUACGACAUCGAGUACAACAGGGAGUUCAUGGACAUCAUGUCACCUCAGGGGUAUGCCCUUGCCAUUUUUGCAGUUCUCAACACCAAGAGGGCAGGAGGACAUGGUGACAUUCUCGACAACCUUGACCGCUUCAAACCGCUCCGGGUGCCGAUCCAUGAGAAGAGCGAGUUGGUUGAGAAGUACAUUGAUGGGAAAGGGAAAGCCCGCAUAAAGGGAUCUGCUCAACUGAAAUCUUCGCAGGCUUAUCCAAUACAGUUCGGCCGUGCCCUGGCAAAACUUAGAACCAGGCACACGCAGGAUGUGAAGAAAGCAGCGAAGACCUUCUUGAAGAAGCAGCCUCAGCCAGCAUCCCGGAAGAGAUCCAGUUCUUUGACCAAAUGGAUUGAAAUGGCGGAUCUUCAGCCAGUGUUUGAAUACUUAAGCUGA